Messenger RNA from Chrysemys picta bellii (western painted turtle), 779 nucleotides. NCBI's taxonomy places the organism in Eukaryota, Metazoa, Chordata, Testudines, Emydidae. The record is from RefSeq and is a predicted model, not a curated record.
CCCAAUAGCCCCUUAUUUCAGUGUGGCUGGUUUGGGAGUAGGGUUUCCAGUUUCCAUACCUGAUGUGAUCUCGCAGCUGGAACGAGGAGAAGAGCCAUGGAUCCCAGACCUCCAGGGUUCUGAGGAAGAAGUGCUCCUGAGAGGUGAUGGGAUGGUGAAUGAGAAUGAGGAGGAGAAACCCCAGCAGGAAGAUGCUGAGCAAAUAGAACCACAUGGGACGUUAUCAGGAAGAUCCAAAGGGAAUAUUUCUGGGAGUUUUGCACUCGGAGAAAAAGCAAAAGCCUGUGAGACUCAGGAGAGGCCAGAGGAAAACUUCGGUAGCCACUCAGACCUUAUAAUACAUGACAGAAUCAACUUGGAAGAGACACGCUACACGUGCUCUGAGUAUGGGAAAAGCUUCAAUGAUAGUUCAACCCUCACCUCACAUCAGCGAAUCGACACAGGAGAAGUGCCCCACACAUGCUUUGAGUGUGGGAAAAGCUUCAAUCACAGUUCUGCCCUGAGCAAACAUUGGAGAAUACACACAGGUGAAAAACCGUAUGGAUGCUCUGAGUGCGGGAAAAGCUUCAAUCAUAUCUCUACCCUGAGCGCACAUAGGAGAAUCCACACCGGUGAAAAACCAUAUAGAUGCUCUGAGUGCGGGAAAAGCUUCAAUCAGAGCUCUGCCCUGAGCACACACAGAAGAAUCCACACAGGUGAGAAACCGUAUGGAUGCUCUGAGUGCGGGAAAAGCUUCAAUCAGAUCUCUGCCCUGAGCGCACAUAGGAGAAUCCACACCG